Molecule: messenger RNA, 765 nt
Organism: Drosophila grimshawi
Lineage: Eukaryota; Metazoa; Arthropoda; Insecta; Diptera; Drosophilidae
Product: glutenin, low molecular weight subunit
Exons: 1
Coding region: 56-688 (210 amino acids)
Source: RefSeq, a predicted model, not a curated record
UGUUCCAGAUCGCAGCAUCUGAAUUUCAAUUUGAGUUUCGUUUCAGCAUCGCAAGAUGAAUAAAUACGUGGCUCUGAUUUGGGCAGUGCUGCUGAUCUUUUUGGAGGCGGGAGGCGUCCUGGCAGACAGCGAUAGCGAUAGCGAUAGCAGCAGCAGUGGACACCACAAACACAAACACAAGCAUAAAUACAAUAAUCCGGCGUAUCCUACUGCACCAUUAUACCCAUAUGGUUAUCCUUAUCCGUAUCCAUAUGGCCAGCAACCGUAUACUCAAUAUCCACUUCCACCAUACGGCCAACAGCCCAUGAAUCAAUAUCCCAGCCAACCGCCUAUGAACCCAUACCCACCCAGUGGGUAUCCACCCAAUCAGCAGCAGCAGCCGCAGCAGCCUUAUAGCCCAUACAUGCCACCACCGGGUCCACCUGCACCACAAUAUGGACAGCAGCCUCCAUAUAAUCCCAAUCAGCAGCAGCCUCCAUAUGAUCCCAAUCAGCAGCAGCCUCCAUAUAAUCCCAAUCAGCAGCAGCCUCCAUAUAAUCCCAAUCAGCAGCCUCCCUAUAAUCCCAAUCAGCAGCAGCCUCCCUAUAAUCCCAAUCAGCAGCAGCCGCCAGCUUCGAGUGUUAUAAAUCACUCACUUAAAGUGAACAAAGAGUACAAGGAGGAUUAUAGUAAAAAUCAGACCCAAUAAUAAUAAUAAUGAAUAUAAAUAAAAAAUGCAAUGUAAUAUGUAAAAUGCAAUAAACGUUCGAAAGAACUCAUAUUAAA